GGUAUCGCAUCGUAUAGACCGGCCAGUUAGCUUUGUCCACAUUUGCAGGCAUCUUGAAUCGGUAGAGGAUAACGGUUUGAACGAAGGAAGGUGUUAAGAAGUCUAACAACCAGCGGGCAAGGGGUUAAGGCGUAUAUUGGGAGAAUGUAUUGACGGAGCCGUAGAGAUGUAAAGAUGUUUAAGGGGGAUUUUCUUGUGAAUCGGGAUGAUUGAUGGAGGGAGUAAAAGCUGAAGGUUGCAAUGAUUUAUAUACAAACUCCAAGCCGGGGGUGGCCCUUCCUGUUUGUUUCAUACAUUACUUCUCUCAUCUCUUCUGAAUGUUCGCAGGUAAAGGCGCUUGGGUAAACUGAGUGAUAUUUGGGAUAUAACCGUUCAGAGCGGUAUGAUUAAAGAAGAUCGCUCCUGGCUAUUCGGAAUUUGGCGGGCAAGGGCCAUGAGAAGCGUCCAGCAGCAAGAACCGCUUUCAAGCAAACUUUACAGCAAUUAACAGCGAAUCAUAUAUGCUUUGUUGGUUGGCAUCCCCGCUGAGAUACCCAAAAUCUCACGGCAACAAAGGCUCGAUAUUAGCCAUUGGGGUCCUUGACGGGUGUUGUUUUGAGGUUCAGGGGCUAUUUAACCAAUGAUAUUCCUGUGAUUGAAUAACUUGGGAGCCUGGUGGCUAGCAUGGGAGAGGAUUGGGUGGGGAGAGCAGGAUUGAAGUCCUGGGAUGCAUGUGAAUUGAAGCUGUCUGUAUCAUGAAUGAACUUGAAAGGAUGCUUUCAAUGAAAAAUGGUUGAGUAGUGGUCACUAAGGGGCAUUCCCUUUGUAAAAUACAGCUAUAACAUAACUAGAAGAAAGGAGGUGUAGUAAGCGGUAGUUAACUUAAGUUUCUCGUAAUUGGUUGAAUAAGCAGGCUGGAUACAAAUGCGGAUUACGGAAAUUCCCAAUCUUUUUAUUAUUUUAUUUUUCAUUUUUGGGUUGGAAAGCGGCCCGCUGCCUAACUUAUAACUAUAUUAGACUCGAGCCCUCGAAAAUUUUCCGAUUCAGAAUUUGAUUUUUAUCUGUAUGCUACGGCUAAAUUAUUCAUCCCUAGAAACCUCCAACACCAUACAUUGACCCAGCAAUGGAACCAACACUGCAACCGAAGCAGUAUCCUGUAAAGAAACAUCAAGCUUCUGACUCACCUGGUUGGGACACAACACUUUUUCAGGGUAGCGAAUGCGAGUUUCUGCAUGAGUAUACUGAUGAAGGCCUAUGUCCUGUUUUGAUUGAUGAUUUGCUUGGUGGCUCAGACUUGAUUCAUAAAGGAAAGCUGUGUUCUUUCAGGAUCAUUGGAAAGCUGGGAAGAGGAUCUUAUUCUACUGUUUGGUUGGGAAGAGACAUCAAUUCUGGCGAAUACCUUGCCCUCAAAAUUCUACGACUUGAGUAUAGCACUCCAGACAACUCUGAGAUGAGUAUUCUACAGAAGCUUGGAAAACUUGAGGUUGCCUUUUUCCACACUCAUGUCCCCACACAAGAUCAAUUUCUCUGUCUUGGCCUAAAGCCACUUGGGUGUACUCUUCGGGAGAGGUUUAAUGCUGAAGUUGAUGCACCUGGUGAUGUUCCUUCUCUCACCAUAUUAGUGAGGACGAUCUUGAUGAAGGUGCUUACUUUUCAUCAGAAGGGAAUAUGCCAUGGUGACAUUAGCCCCAAUAAUAUUUCUCUAGGGGUACAUCCUGAAGCUUUUACCAAUGAAGCAUUGGUCAAAACUUUUGAGUUUGAUCAAAAAUCUUAUGUUAUACUCCGGAAUGUUUCAGAUUUGGACACACCGCCUCCACGCCCAGGUAAUCUGCCUGAGUAUAUCAUUCUCCGUUAUGGGACUCCUCUUAAAACAGAUGCACAAGAUAUGUCACUAGUUGAUAUAAUUGAUUUUGGCAAAGGGUUUGACACACCUUCAAAAUCAAAUGUCCUCGGGACAGAAAACUACUGUGCCCCAGAGCUGGAGCAUAGUGGUGCAAAUACUGCAACUGCGAAGUCUGACCUUUGGAGUCUAGGCUGUGUGUUCGCGUAUAUACCAACCUACCAGCAUCUAUUUGACAGGAAAAAUGACCUAACAUAUUAUCUCGCCGCCAACCACGAGGCACAGAUCUCAUACAUUGAGUCUCGGCUUUCGAUGAGCCACCUGAAAGACGAGCCAGAAUAUUGCCAUUCACUUGCGCGGCUCAUACAUUCUUUAGUACGAGUCGACCCAAAAGAACGUGAUCCGGAAGCCGCCAAGAGAAUACUUAAAAAUCUUGAAGCCUGGAGCCCCCAUAAAUAGCAGAAAUUCCCAUUUUAUGGUGUUGGAUAUAAAAAAAUGAGAUCAUCUUUGAUCUUACAGCGUGCUGCCACCCACUGAAUUUGCUUCGAUUCCCCUCGUUUGGUCUUUUGUUUGCUUCUCAUGUUUCAUUCCGGCUCUUCCCCCUCAUUUCUUUAUCUCUCUGCUUCUGUUUUUCUUCGAUUGACAAUAUGAGAGCGUACACAUGAUGACUGUUUAAUUGGUCAUGCUACAGGUCCUGUUUUGAAUAUUCUCGCUUUUCGUACUGUAAUGAAACAACCGAACUGCAAAAUUUACAGACCUCUUGACUGUCCUUUACAAGUAGUGUUCUCAGUAGUAUUCUAGAGAAUAGAGGAAAUCUGGUAUGAAUAUUCUAAAGAAUAGGGGGUAUUUUACCUAGGAGUGAUAUCUAGCAUGACCAGACCAUG
Messenger RNA from Blastomyces gilchristii SLH14081, 2703 nucleotides. RefSeq names its product serine/threonine protein kinase. Gene Ontology annotation, biological process: mitotic DNA damage checkpoint signaling; protein phosphorylation. Bases 1103 to 2278 code for a protein of 391 amino acids. Gene Ontology annotation, cellular component: cytoplasm; nucleus. The record is from RefSeq and is a predicted model, not a curated record. Gene Ontology annotation, molecular function: protein serine/threonine kinase activity; ATP binding. NCBI's taxonomy places the organism in Eukaryota, Fungi, Ascomycota, Eurotiomycetes, Onygenales, Ajellomycetaceae. The transcript is spliced from 6 exons.